Molecule: messenger RNA, 516 nt
Organism: Tribolium madens (black flour beetle)
Lineage: Eukaryota; Metazoa; Arthropoda; Insecta; Coleoptera; Tenebrionidae
Exons: 2
Coding region: 252-443 (63 amino acids)
Source: RefSeq, a predicted model, not a curated record
UUGACACAGACAGAAAUUAAGUUAUUAAAAAAAUACAAAAAAAUCAAAUACCAGCGCCCCCAAAAGAAUUUAGCUCUUGUUGAUUAGUCGCAUCCACCAAUGCCAGCAAGGAUUCUCCUGUGAAUCCCCUUUUUACGAAAAGAAAAUUAGCUCGGGUAUAUAUAGACCGUCGAUUACAAGCAAGCGCAAAGAAGUUGUUACCAAAAGUUGUGCAGUUUUUCCAAGUGCUAACAGUUCCAACGAGUGCAAAAAUGGAUAAAAGUGGUCGGGAUAACCGCUCCAACCAAAUGAAUCCGAAUAAUUCGGCCUACUCUUCAAGCAGGGGUUCUUCAAACACCGGUUCGUCCGGACGUUCCUACUCCCAGCAAGAUUACGACAAUCGCUCGAAUCAACUCAACCCGAAUAAUUCGGCGUACUAUGGCUCACGAGGACAGAAAAAGUAAUUUUUCCGCCUUUCUGUACUUGCACAAUGUUUUAACACAUUUGUGAUUCGUCUCGAAUAAAAUUUUCUAAAAA